AGAAUGAGGUCCUUUCGAAACGACAAACAAGUUUGAUCAAAAAAAUUCAAAACCUUAAUUUUUAAGACGCCCAAAAACCAAACGACCAAAGCGACUCCUCAUUUCCUUCUCCACUUGAACUUCCCUCCUCUCUCUCUCUCUCUCUCUAUGUCCGAUGGCACCACCGAAACUCCUCCUCUUGGCGGUGGCGCUGCUAACGUGCGCUGGGUGCGCAUUCCCAGCCAAGCACUGUCCCAACUGCGGCACCACAGCUGUCCCUUAUCCCCUGAGCACCGACACAACCUGCGGCGACCAGUCGUACAAGAUCCGGUGCGACUCCGGUUCGCAGCUGGUAUUCGAUUCCCUCAACAAUUCCUACCCGAUCACCUCCGUCUCUCCCUCAUCCCAGCGCUUCGUGAUCCAACCGGCGAGCCUCCUAUCCAACGUCUGCGUCACGUCGGAUAUGGUCCACCAGGGCAUCCAGCUCAAUGACUCUCUCCCUUUCAACGUUACCAGCAGCAACACCAUCAUCUACCUCAACUGUACCGACUCCAUCCUCCGCUCCCCUCUCAACUGCUCCUCCUCCAGCCUCUGCCACACCUACCUCAACCGCUCCGACGAGGCUCCUGCCUGUGACGCCUCCCCCAUCUGCUGCACUUUCAGAGCCGGCGGCUCCUCCACCUCCUACAUGAUCCGCGUCAGGGAAUCGGGUUGCAGCGCUUAUACCAGCUUCGUGAAUUUGGAUCCCAACCUCCCGGUGGAUCGGUGGCCCGAAUCCGGUGUGGAGAUCCAGUGGGUUUCUCCGCGCGAGCCGCUUUGUGGGACCCAGUCGGACUGUGACGAGGACGGCGGCGGAGGGAAAUCCACUUGUGGACCCGACCCGGUUGUCAAUGGUGUCCGGCGGUGUUUUUGCAACGCUGGGCUCGUGUGGGACCCGAUUGGAGGGUCCUGUGUGGAAAAUGUUACGUGUCAAGACCCUGGAGGUUGCGAUUCAUCAAACAAGACAGCACUCAUAGCAGGUCUAGUCUCCGGGCUUGGCACAUUACUUAUCGUUGCAACCAUUGCCAUUCUACUCUACAAACGCCACAGACGCAUCAAAGAAGCCCAAGACCGCUUGACCAGAGAGCGUGAACAAAUACUCAACGCCAAUGGUGGAGCUAAAGCUGCAAAGGUCUUCACUGGCAAAGAGAUAAAAAAAGCAACAAACAACUUCUCUAGAGAUCGCAUACUCGGUGCCGGUGGCUAUGGUGAAGUCUACAAAGGCAUUCUUGAAAAUGGAACUGUUGUGGCUGUCAAGAUUGCCAAGCUUGGAAACACCAAAGGCACUGACCAAGUCCUCAACGAGGUCCGAAUUCUCUGCCAAGUUAACCAUCGGAGCCUCGUAGGCCUACUCGGUUGUUGUGUUGAAUUAGAGCAACCCAUCAUGGUCUAUGAGUUCAUUGAAAACGGAAAUCUCUUUGAUCAUCUCCAUGGAAAAAGACUACUUUCCUGGAAAAACCGUCUUCAAGUUGCCUAUGACACUGCAGAAGGUCUUGCAUACCUUCAUUUUUCAGCGGUUCCUCCUAUAUACCACCGAGAUGUGAAGUCUAGUAACAUUCUACUCGACGAGAAGUUGAAUGGAAAGGUUUCGGAUUUCGGGUUAUCUCGGUUGGCUCAUACCGAUUUGAGUCAUAUCUCGACUUGUGCUCAAGGAACUCUUGGAUACCUUGAUCCUGAGUACUACAGAAACUAUCAGUUGACUGAUAAAAGCGAUGUUUAUAGCUUCGGAGUUGUGUUGUUGGAGCUGCUGACAUCUCAGAAAGCAAUAGACUUUACUAGGGAAGAAGAUGAUGUUAACUUGGCAGUUUACGUGCAGAGAAUGGUGGCGGAGGAGAGGCUGAUGGAUGUGAUUGAUCCAAUGCUGAAAGAAGGAGCCAGCAAUUUGGAGCUGGAUACCAUGAAGGCAUUAGGGUUCUUGGCAGUUGGUUGCUUGGAGGAACGCAGACAGAACAGACCUUCCAUGAAAGAAGUCACUGAAGAGAUUGAGUACAUUAUGAGCAUUGCCACAUCAAAGGUUGUAGAAAACUAGCUUAUUGUACUGAGUUUUUCCUAGAGUCAGGAAAUGAGAGGUAUUUUCCAUGUCAUAGAGUUUUUGUUUUGUUUUGGUUUUCUACGUGUGGUUGUAAGUAUAUGGAUGCAUACCUAGGUUCUCACUGUAAAAAUUAAAAUGCAGAUUUUUGUAAAAUCGAUGGUUGCGCAGAUUUAGAUUUA
This is a messenger RNA of Ziziphus jujuba (common jujube), 2229 nucleotides long. Its product is annotated as wall-associated receptor kinase-like 20. Gene Ontology annotation, biological process: protein phosphorylation; cell surface receptor signaling pathway. Gene Ontology annotation, cellular component: plasma membrane. The coding region runs from base 155 to 2047 and encodes 630 amino acids. The record is from RefSeq and is a predicted model, not a curated record. NCBI's taxonomy places the organism in Eukaryota, Viridiplantae, Streptophyta, Magnoliopsida, Rosales, Rhamnaceae. Gene Ontology annotation, molecular function: polysaccharide binding; protein serine/threonine kinase activity; ATP binding. The transcript has 3 exons.